AACAAUGUAUUAACGGGACCCACAUUGAAAUUUUCAAAUUAAAGUUUUUGCAGUUUAUCUUCCCCUACGUAAUCCAGAUCUUUCGGUACGCUUCUACGCGCAGACGCUAUUUUUUCAACAAUCUCCAGAUUUAGAUCCACAAAAUGGGAGUUUACGGAGAACAAUCCCGGAGAGAAAAGCCCAGAGGUCGUAAUCAUGGGUUAACUCAGCAGAAACGGCAAGAGAUCAAAGAAGCAUUUGAGCUAUUCGAUACCGAUGGAUCUGGGACCAUUGAUGCCAAGGAGUUGAAUGUUGCCAUGAGGGCCCUUGGUUUUGAAAUGACAGAGGAGCAAAUUAAUCAAAUGAUCGCUGAUGUGGACAAAGAUGGCAGCGGUGCAAUUGAUUUCGAUGAAUUUGUAUACAUGAUGACUGCCAAAAUCGGUGAACGGGACAGCAAACAAGAGCUUACAAAAGCAUUCCAGAUCAUCGACCAAGAUAAAAAUGGGAAGAUAUCAAUUCAAGAUAUCAAGAAUAUUGCUAAGGAACUUGGUGAACAUUUCACUGAUGCAGAGAUCAAUGAGAUGGUGGAGGAAGCAGAUCGUGACCGUGAUGGAGAAGUUAGUGUGGAGGAAUUCAUGAGAAUGAUGAAGAGGACUUCAUAUGGAUACUAGGUGACUUUUAUCCACUGCCUAUUCCUUUGAUCCUACGGGGUGUAUAGUCCACUUAUAUCUUGAUGGUAAAUAAUAAAUUGUUGGUUUUUAUGUUAUUAUUUUCGUACCAUCCAUUUGAGUUUGUUAUCCGAGCUAUGAACGGGAGAUGUUAGAGAUAAUAGCGCCGCAUAUGUUUAUGUUGAUUGAUGGUUUGUUUUGGUAAUUACACUUGGUAAUAUCUUGAUGUGGUAAUCGUAGCUUUUCUAUUUGGUGAA
Molecule: messenger RNA, 904 nt
Organism: Helianthus annuus (common sunflower)
Lineage: Eukaryota; Viridiplantae; Streptophyta; Magnoliopsida; Asterales; Asteraceae
Product: caltractin
Exons: 7
Coding region: 144-650 (168 amino acids)
Biological process (GO): centriole replication; mitotic cell cycle
Cellular component (GO): centriole; centrosome
Molecular function (GO): calcium ion binding
Source: RefSeq, a predicted model, not a curated record